Messenger RNA from Ornithodoros turicata, 725 nucleotides. RefSeq lists its product as uncharacterized. The coding region runs from base 309 to 725 and encodes 138 amino acids. The transcript has 5 exons. The record is from RefSeq and is a predicted model, not a curated record. Lineage: Eukaryota; Metazoa; Arthropoda; Arachnida; Ixodida; Argasidae.
GUGCGCUAGGACGGAUGUCAUUAUAGCAAGUCGCACUGCCUCCUGAACCUUCCCGGCGAUUCAGCAUCUGAAGACUCAGACGAAGACAUCAGCAGCAGCCAUGAAGGCCGUCCUCGUUUUGAUGCUACUAAUCGUUUUACUUGCAGCAAUUGAAGCUGGGGCUAUGCCCAGAGUCUAUCGCCAUAUAUACCGCGCUGCCAGACAUGUCGCUGCCAGAAAUGUUGCUGCCAGAAAUGUCGCUGCCAGAAAUGUCGCUGCCAGAAACGUCGCUGCCAGAAAUGUCGCUGCCAGAAAUGUAGCUGCCAGACAUGUCGCUCGUGAGUUCGGCGGUUACCAGUCUGGCAGAGAUGGUGUUAGAGGCUCUUCCGGUUACGGAUACGGCAGAGAUGGUGUUCGUGGCUCCUCCGGUUACGGAUCCGGCAGAGGAGAUGUUCGUGGCUCUUCCGGUUACGGAUCCGGCAGAGGAGAUGUUCGUGGCUCAUCCGGUUAUGGCUCUUCCGGUUAUGGCUCUGGCAGGGGUAAUGCUGGGUACGUCCGAUCGCAAUAAGGUCUUCUCUUGCGCGGACCGACAACGGUCACAAAGAAGACGUGCAAAAGAAGACACUGAGUUCACCAUGAAAGCACUACGUAUCAUGAAGAAUAAAGUGAAGUUGAAAUGCAGAAUAUGUCUCUUGCAUCGAAAGGGAGCAAAAUAUGAAGGCAAUGUGGUAUUGAUAGGUGCUUAA